This is a messenger RNA of Manduca sexta (tobacco hornworm), 6900 nucleotides long. RefSeq names its product phospholipase D2 (gene Pld). Gene Ontology annotation, molecular function: D-type glycerophospholipase activity; phosphatidylinositol binding. Lineage: Eukaryota; Metazoa; Arthropoda; Insecta; Lepidoptera; Sphingidae. The record is from RefSeq and is a predicted model, not a curated record. Gene Ontology annotation, biological process: intracellular signal transduction; phosphatidic acid biosynthetic process; cell motility.
CAUCAGCAAAGGCCGUCCCGUUCAGGUCGAUCCACCAACCGCCCAUCAAAUUCAACUCAGUGCACCGGAAAGUGUUCAUUCCCGGCGUGGAAAUAAAGGUGAAAUUCGUUGAGAACGAGAGGAGCGUGACGACACACUUACUAAAUCCCAAUCUAUACACAAUCUCCCUCCAACACGGCGACUUCCAAUGGACGAUCAAGAAGCGAUACAAACACAUUUUAUAUCUACACCAGCAGCUCACGUUAUACCGGGCGUCGCUCAACAUUCCAUUUCCGACCAAAACACAUAAGUCCCGGCGAGCGAGCUUCAAGAACACGGUGGUCACUGAGGAGAAGGCGGAACGGAUAGCGCUCCAGGCAGUGCAAAGGAGUACGUCGAAGAGAAGUGAAGCUAGACCUAGGAAAAGAAGAGGCGCUUUGCCUAGGUUUCCAAAGAAACCCGAAGUAAUGAUCACAUACGAAGGCAUCCAGCUGAGAAUGAAACUGCUCGAGGAGUAUCUGUACAAUCUAUUAAAUAUAUCGAUAUACAGGAACCAUCAUGAAACUGUGACGUUUCUCGAAGCGUCAAACCUGUCGUUCGUGUCGGAGCUGGGCAGCAAAGGCAAGGAGGGCAUGAUACAGAAGCGCACCGGCUCCACCCAGCCCGGGCAGGCUGGCUGCAACUGCUUCGGACUGCUCGGGAACAUGGUCUGUGUCAGGUGUAAUUACUUCUGCACGGGCCUGGUGUGCGCCAAGUGGCAGGAGCGAUGGUUCUUCGUCAAAGACACCUUCUUCGGGUACAUUCGGCCCACAGACGGCGCCAUUAAAGCCAUCAUGCUGUUCGAUCAAGGGUUCGAAGUGUCGAGCGGUAUGUACUCAACGGGAAUGAACCAUGGACUGCAGAUACUGAAUCAGAGUCGACAGAUGGUGAUCAAGUGUUGGACCAAGCGCAAGAGCAAGGAGUGGAUGCAGUACCUCAAGACUGUUGCCAAUCAGAGCGCGCGCGACUUCACGUACCCGAACGUGCACCACUCGUUCGCGCCGGCGCGCGCGGGCUCGCUCGCGGGCGCGCUCGUGGACGGCGCCGCGCACUUCGCCGCCGUCGCCGACGCCAUGGAGCUCGCCAGGGACGAGAUCUUCAUCGCCGACUGGUGGCUCAGCCCGGAGGUCUACAUGAAGAGGCCGGCCCUCGACGGCAACUACUGGCGGCUCGAUAUGAUACUCAAGAGGAAGGCGGCACAGGGUGUGAAAAUCUUCAUAAUGCUAUACAAAGAAGUGGAGAUGGCGCUCGGUAUUAACAGCUAUUACAGCAAAAGCAGAUUGGCCAGCGAAAACAUCAAGGUUUUCCGUCAUCCAGACCACGCGAAGGCUGGCGUGUUCUUCUGGGCACACCACGAGAAGUUGGUUGUUAUCGACCAGACUGUCGCUUUUGUGGGCGGUAUCGACCUUUGUUACGGACGAUGGGAUGAUGCUAAACACAGGCUGACAGAUCUAGGCAACAUAACACAGCCGUCCACAGCAAUAAGGACUAAGAAGAAGACGUCCAGCUCCCCCGGGGGAGGGGGCUAUAUUAUCGCUAAAUCAUCUAAAGAUCUCCAGACGGAAACGGAAAACGUUCCCAAACCGGACCUCCCAGUGCUAGAACCGGGAGACCAGCUCCUAAUCGCUUCCAACCCCCAAGGAGACCAGUUAGUACUCACAGCGAACCCAGAACUCAGCAAAUACGAUACACCCGAAGUACAAAAACGGAAUGUUCUUAACAAGAUUACUGAUAGAGGAAAGGACAUUAUUAGUAUAAUAUAUCCGCCAUUCGAGGAGGAAAGGAAUGAACAGAAAUUCGACGAUUCAGAAGUUAAGAAGGCUGAGAAAUACGCUAUAUCUAACAAGCAAGUGUUACUUACUGACGCUCUAGGCUUGAACAUUAAUGCGGGUAAAGUGAGUCAGCCGACGCCAUUGGCACAAGUGGUGGAGGGGAGAGUGAUUACUGAGAGCACAAAGGAGGCAUUGGAGGGACUCGAGGGUAAUUCCAAGUUGUGGAUCGGGAAGGAUUACACUAAUUUCAUCGUUAAGGAUUUUAAUAAUUUGGAUCUGCCUUUUGUUGACCUGGUGGACCGGCACGCGACGCCGCGCAUGCCGUGGCACGACGUGGCGGUCGCGCUCACCGGCGCCGCCGCGCGGGACGUCGCCAGGCACUUCAUACAGAGGUGGAACGCCGUCAAACUAGAGAAGGCCAGACAAAAUCCGAACUAUCCAUACCUGGUUCCUAAAAGUUACUCAGACAUCAAGCCGUUAACAGAUCGAGAUAAAAUACUCACUUUAGAAAUGAACACCGUCUCGUGUCAGGUGCUUAGAAGCGCGUCGAGUUGGUCCUGUGGUUUCCUAGACCCGGACACGGUGGAGCAAAGCAUUCACGAGGCAUACGUCGACACCAUCACAAGGGCCCAGCACUACAUUUACAUCGAAAACCAGUUCUUCAUUACCUUCUCCAGGUCCAACGGCAGUGUGCGCAAUCAGAUAGGCGAGGCGCUGUACAACCGCAUCAUGCGCGCGCACCGCGGCGGCAGUGCGUUCCGCGCGUACGUGGUGCUGCCGCUGCUGCCGGGCUUCGAGGGAGAGGUCGGCGCGCCCUCCGGCACCUCGCUGCACGCCGUCACGCACUGGAACUACCAGAGCAUCUGCAGGAACCGAGACGCCAUACUCACUCGUCUCUACGAUUCAGGAGUAUCAGACCCGUCCCAGUACAUAACGUUCCACGGACUUCGAACCCAUUCCAAGCUGGAAGGAGAACCUGUCACAGAACUGAUCUACGUCCACUCCAAGCUGCUGAUAGCUGAUGAUAAGACUGUGAUAUGCGGCAGCGCGAAUUUGAACGACCGGUCUAUGUUGGGAAGCAGGGAUUCUGAGGUGGCUGUGCUUUUACAGGACGAACAUUUCACGGACGGCGUGAUGAACGGCGAGGCGUUUCCGUGCGGACGCGUCGCCGGGGCUCUGCGCAAGCGCUUGUUCCGGGAACACUUGGGACUGCUGGACGUCGAUCCGGACCAGCUGGACUACAGCAUCGACGAUCCCUGCUGUGAACACUUCUACAGAAACGUGUGGCAGGCGACGUCUGCACGGAACACACAGAUUUAUGAGGAGGUAUUCCAUCCUAUACCAACGAACGCGGUGCACACAUUCGCGGAACUGAAGAAAUAUCAAGAGGAACACAGCGAGACGUUAUGGCAUAAGGACCCUGCACUCGCCAACAGAAAGAUUGACCUCAUACAAGGAUACCUAGUAGACAUGCCCUUAGACUUCUUGUGCAAUGCGGUGCUGACGCCGAAGACCACGACCAUGGAAGGCAUGAUGCCUACGUCGUUAUGGACGUAAAUGGAAAUGUUUCCCAUCAUGGGAAAUCUUUCAUAUUGUACAUAAAUGUUCCUUCGAAAGCAAUAACUAAUGAAAAUAUAACUUAUGUGUGCAUGUGAGGCUAUGCGAGUGUUUCCUAUUAUGGGAAUUAUUUCCCAUUUAUAAAAUUUUACGUAAAUUAAGUAAAAAAAAUGUACAUUUAAGCUUUAAGUUCAAUUAUUUUUCUGAUAAUAUCUAUAUUUAUACCAAUCUAGGCAACUAAGUAAGACUAAGCAUAGAUUAGUGUUGUAUCAAUAUAUGCUUAUUAUGAAUCUGCUAUUGUAAUUAGAUAUUGUAUGUGUGAAAUGAUUUAGAUCUAUUAUGUCGCGUUAUUUCUGAGAUUAUUUUAUAAAUAUGGAGCAUUGUUAUUCUUGCCGUUUAUUUAUCAUGAGUUUAAUGAAUCUAUUUGUAUACUAUAUUUUUCUAUUUCACUUAAAUAUGUUUAAUUAUUUAUAUUGUAAAUAUAGGUUUAUUGACAUUUCUUAAUAAUUAAUUUAAAAUGAAUACGAAUUCCGUCGAUAUAUUUUACGUCCAUAUUUGAACUUUACAAUGACUUCAAUACAUGUAAGAUAAUAAUAUCGAUCAGUGGUGAAAGAAGAAAUAUUCCGAAAAGGAACCCUACACAACAUAUAAGUACUAAUAUGUAUAAAUGCGGUUUGUAAAUCGUUCUAAUGAUAAUUAUAUGUUACAUAAAUUACGAAAUAGAAGGCAGGUAUCGGAUUAUAUGGUCCUUCGCCACUGAGGGUCUACUUCGAAAUCCAUAGUUUCGGAUGCCAAAUCGCACGUUUUGUUACGGAUCCGAUGACGGAAUCGACGACGGAUCCGAUCCGUUCAUCGCAAUAUUUCGGAUAUGGAAUUUGUAAGAAAUUAGUGUUUCGCCUUCCCUUUUUAAAACCAUCUGCGAGGAUAAAAUUCCACUGCUUUCUCCAAAAAAAAAUCGUGGACUUGAUCCUACGACUGAGCUAGAGGACGGUGACGGAUCCGAAGUAAUUUAGUAGUAAAGUUAAAUCCGAAGUUCGUCGUUUCUUCGUUUUGGACCGAAGUUCCGACGUUCGCUUAUCGAAGUAGACCCUCAGAUAUCUAGUGCAAGCUAAUUUAUGACAAGUAUCUAAUAUUAAAACUAUGAUAAAACGUUAACCACAACUACAGUAAGUAAUUUACGACUGGUUUCAAUAAACGAUCCCAAUCGUAAUCUUCGAUCCUAUCCAGAUACUAAACCAAUCAAAAUAAGUUUGGAAGCAUGUUAAAAAACGGUGCGACUGCUUCGGUGGCGUUAACGCGUAGUAAUAGUAACGCGUAGUAGUAGUAAAGCGUAAGUAAGUACGUAUAUCACCGAAUGUCGCAUUUGUAAAGUGUCUACUGUACUUGUUUCUAGUGUUUUGCGUCCGUUCAUAUUAAGAUAUAAUUAAGUUAUUAUAUUACAACCAAACAAUAAAUAGCGGCAAAUAAAUUGACUGCUCAUCAAGUUGAAACAAAAGUUGUGAUUCACGAUCACUUUAGCUUUCAUAUGAAAUGCUAUGUAGCAUGAUACUGCUCCCAUCUAUAACAGACCUCCGAAAAUACAUGUCCAUUACAUUCAAUAUAGUUAGCGCCAAGAUAUACCGAUAGUAAAUACUGAAACUCCACCGAAUAAACAAUUGCAUUUAAAACAUUCCAACACUACCGCAAGGUUUGUUAAAGAUUUUUGUAGGCGUAUAAAAUUAAUGAUCUAACAAUACAUACUGUAUCCAUAGUUAAAAAACGAUAAACACCUAUUUCCCGCCACUUUGAAAUAUUUAAAACAGCGGCGUAGUUACUACCGUAUUACCCGUAUCAAUGAUACGAGUACUCUAAAUUUUGGGGAUCCUCUUAGCAUAGGCCUACAUUAAAGUAACCGGGCGCCCAAAAAUUCACACAGCCCUGAAGGACUCCCAUCAAAUUUUGAUAUGGGAUCCGCAAUAAAUUUUGAUAUAGGGCCCCCAACUGAUUUUGAUAUAAGGUCCCUCUUUGGCAACUUGUACCACUAAUUUGAAAGACCAUUUUUGUGGUAAUUAAUUUUACGUAUCCUGUACAUCCUUGAUAUUUCAUAGUUUUAUAACUUAUUCCUUAUUAAAAUAUCUUUACAUUAUUUAUCUAUUUAUGUAUAAAAUAGUUAUACCAAAACAAAGAUAAUGUGGCAAAUUUGUGUCACAUUACAUUUGUUGCACUUAAUAAUAACUUAAACGUACAGUACAAAGUCCUACGAGAUCGUAUUGCAGCACGAGCGUAUUGUAUAGCAAUAAACGUAACUUAGUAUUUAAUUUAACGUAAGCAGUAAUGUAUGAUAAUGUAUGUUUAACGCGAUGUGUAACUAACAAGCUAUUGAAGGGCGUAUGUAGGGAUAGAUGGUGUAAUCCACCAGUCACCAAGACCAAGGGCCCUCUGGACUAGAGACAUUUUGCCCCCACCAGGGUCCUUAAAUCGGUUAAGCGUAUUAUAAACACUGAGCCGAAGCCCCAUGUUUUUGCAUCUGGGUUCUUUGCUACCUACGUAACAACGGCUAUUUAAUAGUACGAAAUGAGAAGAUUAGCAAGUAGAUCAACUAUUUACUUACUAAUCUUCACACUCACUCAAGCAAUCACUUGAUCGCUUGACCACCUAAAACAUUAGGAUUUGUAUUGCCUUUCUGACCAAUUAUACCAUUUCUGUAUUAUAUACUGCCCACUGCUGAGCACGGUCUGCCUUUACUACAGUGAGGGAUUAAGUCUUUGUCCACCGGGCUAGCUUAACGUGGGUUGACAGACUUCACAUACCUUCGAAUUCCUAUGGAGAAUUCUCAUGUACAUACUCAUAUAUAAGUUUCCUCACGAUGUUUUCCUUCACUGUUAAAGCGAGCUAUAAUUGUCAAUCAAUAAAGUGAGAAGAUGUGUGUGACCGUUCCAUUCACAACUAGACUAACGACGCUUACCUCCAAUCAAGGCUUAAAUAAUUUAUGAAACUUCUACUUUACGAUAAUUUGAUACUUAGUUUAAAUACGCAUAUCCCUUCAAUAUAGCCCCUUGCAUAAUGUUGCUAAACUACAACGCGGUCCUUCCAUAUGAAAAUGAAUGAUGAAUAGAAUAAACAGAAUCGUCCCUGGGAAAUAUUUAAUUAGAAUAUAUUUUAUAUCCGCCCGGAUAGCGACCACCAUACACAAGGAGUUAAAACCCGCCAUGGUGGCCCACGUAACUGAGUCGCAUUCCGGGAUCAGCCUGUUUAUAUCCGGUUCCAAAAGGCCGACAUAAUUGUGUCGACUGCCGAGGGGUAAUCAUCUCUCAUCAGUCAACAUUCUAUGGGACCCCACUCCACUUACCACCACGUGCAGUGAGUGGGUUCACUUCGUGGUCCCCGUAUAAAUAAAAAAUUUUUUUUUUUACCAGUUGACUAAGUUAUAUGAAUAUUGUAUGAUUGUAUUGAUGUUUGAAUGUAUGUGUAAUAAAUCGUAAUGUAUCUGUGUACCUCUAUAAAGCUUUAUUGUUUUGAAUGAUCGAUGUAUAAUGGUUUUGUGUUAUGAGAAUUAAUAUAUUUGUAACGAGAA